CCCCCUGUUUGUGUCUUAUUUCUUCCCGCCCCUCGCCUUGGGUCUUCCUUCUGCCCCCUUUUUUUGUCCAAGGGAGGCGCGCACACAGCAAGAAGGGAAAGAAAAGUACUGGGACUUAUCCUGUGCUGCUCCAAACCCAGAGGCGAAGUGGGGGUUGGCUUCUAGCGCAAGGUAAAGCCCCGUCCCCCUUCCAUUGCCUCCUCACGGCAGAGAGAGAGGGAAGGAGGGAAAGUGGAGGAAAGCAGCUAUUCUGCGGUUGGCCUUUGGAGUAAAAGGAGCCGGGAAGGGAAGGAUGGUUGUGGUUCCCCGAGCCGGCUGCAGGGCAGCCCUCUGCCUCUGGAUUUUCAGCAGCAUCAGCUGCAGAGCCAGGACUGCGCUCCCUGCAUCCCAAAAAUGUGAUGAGCCACUGGUCUCAGCAUUAUCCCACUCCUCCUUUAGCAGUUCAUCAUCUAUAACUAGUAGCUAUUCACCAGGAUAUGCAAAGCUAAACAAAAGAGGAGGGGCUGGAGGCUGGUCUCCAUCAGAUAGUGACCAUUAUCAAUGGCUGCAGGUGGAUUUUGGGAGCAGGAAACAAAUCAGCGCUAUAGCAACGCAAGGCAGAUACAGCAGCUCUGACUGGGUGACUCAAUACCGGAUGCUGUAUAGUGAUACAGGGAGAAACUGGAAGCCGUAUCACCAGGAUGGAAACAUUUGGGCAUUUCCUGGAAAUACAAAUUCUGAUAGCGUGAUCCGGCAUGAUUUACAGCAUCCAGUUAUAGCCCGCUACAUACGCAUAGUUCCUCUUGACUGGAGUGGAGAGGGCCAAAUUGGGCUGAGAACUGAAGUCUACGGCUGCCCGUACUGGGCCGAUGUUAUCAAUUUUGAUGGCCAUGCUGUGUUACCAUACAGAUUCAGGAACAAGAAAAUGAAAACAUUGAAAGAUGUCAUCACUUUGAAAUUUAAAACCUCUGAAAGUGAAGGUGUCAUCUUCCAUGGAGAAGGACAGCAAGGAGACUAUAUCACCCUGGAACUGAAAAAAGCCAAGCUGGUCCUUAAUUUAAAUCUAGGUAGCAACCAGUAUGGCUCAAUUUAUGGUCACACAUCUGUGAUGGCAGGCAGCCUCUUGGAUGACCACCAUUGGCACUCCAUUGUCAUAGAACGUCAUGGGAGGAACAUCAAUCUAACACUGGAUAGGCACAUGCAACAUUUCAGAACCAAUGGGGAAUUUGAUUACCUGGACCUGGACUAUGAGAUAACCUUUGGUGGCAUGCCUUUUUCUGGGAAGCCAAGUUCAAAUAGCAGGAAAAACUUCAAAGGCUGUAUGGAAAGCAUCAAUUACAAUGGUAAUAAUAUCACAGACCUUGCCAAGAGGAGGAAAUUGGAACCUUCUAAUGGGGGAAAUGUAAGUUUUUCGUGUGUGGAGCCACAUACAGUGCCUGUCUUUUUCAAUGCUACCAGUUACCUGGAAGUGCCUGGUCGCCUGAAUCAGGACCUGCUUUCAGUCAAUUUCCAGUUUCGGACCUGGAAUCCUAAUGGACUUCUUCUCUUCAGCAACUUUGCCGAUGGAUUGGGUAAUGUUGAGAUUGACCUGACUGAAGGCAAAGUCAGUGUCCACAUCAAUGUCACCCAGGUGAAGAAGAACCGAAUAGACAUCUCAUCAGGCUCGGGACUCAACGACGGGCAAUGGCAUGAAAUCCGGUUUCUAGCUAAGGAAAACUUUGCUGUCCUCACCAUUGAUGGAGACGAAGCCUCAGCUGUUCGAACAAACAGUCCUCUGCAAGUUAAAACUGGAGAGAAAUAUUUCUUUGGAGGGUUCUUUACACAAACAAAUGACUCAGAUCAUUCCCUGCUCCAGCUCUCAUUCCAAGGAUGCAUGCAGUUUAUUCACGUGGAUGAUCAACUGGUGGAUUUGCAUGCAGUGGAGCAAGGCAAACUGGGAAGCUUUGCCAAUGUCAGCAUAGAUAUGUGUGCCAUUAUUGACAGGUGCGUGCCCAAUCACUGUGAACAUGGUGGCAAAUGCUCCCAAACGUGGGACAGCUUCAAAUGUACUUGUGAUGGAACUGGAUACAGUGGUGCCACCUGUCACAACUCUAUUUAUGACCUCUCCUGUGAAGCAUACAAACACUUGGGCAAAACCUCAAAUUAUUACUGGAUAGAUCCAGAUGGCAGUGGAGCAUUGGGACCUUUGAAAGUUUACUGCAACAUGACAGCUAAGAUGAGAAUGUUUUCUCUCGUUUAG
This is a messenger RNA of Chelonoidis abingdonii (Abingdon island giant tortoise), 2218 nucleotides long. The record is from RefSeq and is a predicted model, not a curated record. NCBI's taxonomy places the organism in Eukaryota, Metazoa, Chordata, Testudines, Testudinidae.